AUGCUUCAUACAAAAAUAUCUUCUUCAUCAUCAAAAUCAACCUUUGAAUUUGAUACAUCAUCAAUUCAAACAAAUGAUAGUGAAGAAAAAUUUCAUUCAACAAAGUCAAUUAUUUAUUUAAAUGAAAAAAAUUUCAAUCGAAAUGCUAAUGAUCUUCAUGAAGAUCUAAAUAAAGAACAUUCAUUUAUACAUCGUUCGAUUCGAAGUUCAACAGAUAUAGCAACAAGUGAUCUUUAUUCUUCUACAAAUGAAAACAAUCCUUAUAGAGAAAAUGGGCCUAUUCGUAUUGAAAGUGCUCUUAUUACAAGUGAUGAUUAUGUCCAUCAUUUAACUCAUACGACAAUAUGUGAAUCUGGACCUAUUAUUGACAUUAAUAUGAAUAGAACAAUUGAUCGAACUAAAAGAAAUGGAGCUGGAGACGAAAAUCUUUCGUCUCAUGUUAACAAUAAACAGAUACAAACUUCGACAAUGAGAGAAAAUAAUCAUUAUUUGACACUCGAACAAGUACCUACACAUAAUCGACGAACGAUUCAAUUUACAUCUAAACAACUUAUUCUUAUUAGUAGUAGUGUAUUUGUAUUUGCUGUUUUACUGUGUUUAACAAUGAUAUUUUUCAUUUUCUAA
Rotaria sp. Silwood2 is the source of this 624-nucleotide messenger RNA. NCBI's taxonomy places the organism in Eukaryota, Metazoa, Rotifera, Eurotatoria, Philodinida, Philodinidae. The record is from the annotation of a GenBank genome assembly.